Molecule: messenger RNA, 3851 nt
Organism: Myripristis murdjan (pinecone soldierfish)
Lineage: Eukaryota; Metazoa; Chordata; Actinopteri; Holocentriformes; Holocentridae
Gene: telo2
Product: TEL2, telomere maintenance 2, homolog (S. cerevisiae)
Exons: 20
Coding region: 342-2861 (839 amino acids)
Biological process (GO): 'de novo' cotranslational protein folding
Cellular component (GO): cytosol
Molecular function (GO): telomeric repeat DNA binding; Hsp90 protein binding
Source: RefSeq, a predicted model, not a curated record
AGGAACAUGCGAGCGCAAAGAGGGAUGUUUGGCACUAUUUUCAGCGGACACACAAACCUGCAACUUUCACUGGGAAAAUAAACACAGAAAGUUAUAACGACCGUAACUUAUAUCCAUACUGACAGUGUAAAUGCCUGAAAUGUACGAGAGGCUAGUUUAGUUUGGCCGCAUGAGCUAACAGAAACCUUAAGCUAGGUUUCAGAAUCUGCCACAAUAACACAGGUGUGCGCUCGUUACCUUAAAUGUCGACUGGGCUUUUUUUCUUGAAACCGCAUUAUUUCAAAAACAAGAGAUAAAAGCAUGUAGCUGGCACCGUGGUGGUUAACGGUACCGUGUCGGCCAUGGAGUCCCUCAGCACAAACACUGAGGUGCGUGUAGCGGUGGCGCAGUGUGUCCGGACCCUCUCCGCCUCCAGGGACGGCACAGACAUCGUCAGCGCUCUCCAAACGCUGCACUCCUUCCUGGACGAAGGAGCAGGGGCUGCAGCCGGGUCAGCUCAGGGGGCAGAGUUCAGGAGAGCCCACUAUACCCGCACCCUGCAGUUCCUCAUCAGCAGCAUCAACAGUGACUGGCCGAGGCUCCUCACAGCAGCCCAGCGCACACAGUUAUGGGACGGCCUGUUCCUCCGAGGUCCUCCGGAGCAGGCUCUGCUGGUGCUGAUGGAGGGAGUAGGAUCACUGAGACCUAGUACAAGUCUGGACCAUGUGGUCAGCGUCACUGAGACAUUCCUUCAGAGCGGGCGUCUGGCUGACCUAAUGUGGUCCUACUGUCAGGGGGCAGGUCCCUCCGAUUCCCCCCAGCUCCGAGAGACCCUGUUGGGGCGUUUGGUGGCCCUGCCGGACCUCACUGCCAACAAGUUGCAUCUCAACAACAAGCCUCUUUUUCUUCCUCAGCAGUACUACCCGCUGCUGGCUGCAGAGAUGCUCACCGCGCUGGAGCGAACCUGCCAAGCACUCAGAGAUGGGAAAGACUGCUCCUUGACAUUUGUGGCACAGACACUCGGAAAAGUGUGUAUCCAGGGGCACAGUGGGUUGGUGCUGGCAGUGAUGGCUCCUCGGCUCUCUGUCUGCACAUGCUCAGACAUGGUGUGGCAGAGGGUUUGCUGGAAGCUGCUGGAGAACGUUCCGGAGCGAUGGUUGGAGAGUGUGCUCACUGGAUUGGUGCAGGUUGUCAGCGGGCCUGAUGCUCUGGGCAGGAUCAUGGGAAAUCUAGUGUUGAAGAAUAAAAAGGCCCAGUUUGUUGUGACUCACAAACUGCUGUUACUGCAAUACAAGUAUGAGACUCGAGUUUUGAGAGUCCUCAUGGGCUAUCUUGCAGCAGACAGAGAGCGAAGACUGCUGAUCAUCCAGGUCUUGCGGUCACUGUGCCAGGCUUGGGCCAACCCCAGUGCAGUGAAACACACACCUUUAGAGCAGCAGCUAUAUGUCAGCAAGGCGUUACUGCUGUGUGUUGGACUGCUCAAUGAUUCUGAGCUACAGGAGCUGCGCCCAGAGCUGCUCCAGUGUUUGUUGGGGGGCAUGCAGAGCCACCUCGACAGCAAUGUGGUGCGGAUCAGGCAUAUGGGCAUGGUGGUGGGAGAGUGUCUGAGCUCCCGCAUGGACAUUAACGGGAUCAAGCUCAAAUUUGAGUAUCAGCAGGAUGAAGAAACACAGGAGCUGCUCUCUCUGAUGACUCCCCUCACUGAGGAUCAGCCAGAGCCUGCAUCUGUAAAUGAAAUUAAUUCCCCUGAAGAAUCCAAAGACGUUACUCCAUCCUCUCGGGAUACAUCAUCCCAAAAUAACUCGACACCCCAGCCAUCAAAACCCGACCCAGACUCUGACCUGGAUAGUGAUGAUGAGCUCGCUCCGUACGAUAUGUCUGGCGAUCAGAAGAUGAGCAAAGCAUCCCCACCUCGCUACCUCCGGGACUGUCUUGAAGCCUUCAUUUCCUCUGAUGAUGCGGUGCGUGUGGAGCUCAGUCUGAGAGCUGCUGAGGGUUUGGUGAGGAAGAACGUCUUUACAACCAAGGAGAUCAGUGUCCAGCUCACUAAGGUGCUUCUCCACAUGGAGGAUAAAUACAGCAUAGCUGGCUUCCUGGCUCUCAGACAGGCUACGAUGGUGGCCCUCACUGUUACUGACUGUGUCCCUGUGACCCAGUAUUUGACCACAGAGUUUUACUCCUUGAACUACAGUCUUCGUCAGCGGAUGGAUAUCUUGGAUGUCCUUGCGCUGUCUGCCCAGGAGCUCUCCCAGCCAAUCACUGACAAGGGCGAUCCAUCAAAAGGCUCUGCUCUCACAUCUGAUUUGACCCCAUACCCCGGCAACAACCCUGUGCACUGGCGACAAGUGGUAGAGAGACGGAUUCAAAGCAAGACCAAGCGCCUCAGGAAGGGCGCCACACAGCCUCCAGCCAAGGUCACCCCAAACCGUUAUGCUCCUGUUGCUGGGCACUUCUUUUUCCCUUUGCUCAAGAACUAUGACAGGCCUCAGGCGACCUUUGACCUGUUGGGCAGUGAUUAUCUGGUACUGGGCAGGCUGAUCCACACCUUGGGCCUCCUCAUGCAUCUAGCUGUCAACGCACCGGUGGCCACUCAGAUGGGUCGUGCUCUGCUGGACUUUGUUUGGGUGGUGCGCUACCACACUGAUCAGAUGGUGAGACGAGGGGUCCUGUUCGCUGUGUGUGCUGUGUUUCUGAGCAUGCCCAGUCACAGCCUGCUGGUGGAGCUCAGUGAUCAGCUGCUUGAAGCCAGAGUGUGGCUGGCAGACGUGGCUGAAAGUGACGCUGAUGCAGAUUGCAGGAGCCUGGCUGUCCAGAGUCUGGUCCUGUUGGAUAAGAGCCUGAGGAAACAACUAGAUCCACAAGCCCUGGACCUGAAGUCAUGAUCACAGCAUCAAUAAUCACAAAUUAAAAAGAGCUUCAGUCGAUGGGGCUUUAAUGCACAUCACUCCAUUUGCACCAGUCCUUGCCGAGCCUGGGGACCGGAGUUUUUAGGGGAUGGAAAUGAUGUGUGCCACCCCACCGGAUGCUUGCUGGCAGAGGGACUGGCGGAUGUGGAUGAUCCUGGACACUGAAGGAUGUCCUUCCAGCCUAAGUGCCUGCUGCAGGUGCUGCCCGACUUACUACAUAUCCUGGAACCAAAGGAAAGAAGUGUACAUGUCUAUGCACAUACACGUGCAUAUUGUGUAUUAUGUUCACACAUAUACAUUCAAGUAUAUCUGUAUAUGCCCAUCAUACAGUAUACUGCGUGGAGUAUUCAAAGACAAGAUGAUUAUGCCAUUAUUGUCCAAAAAUAAUAUGUAUGUUAUGAGGAUGUCCUUUUGAACCUUUUUCCUGUAUGGGAACAUCUCUCUGUACUGGGGAUGUUUGUUUACAAAGGACAUCCUGUGAAUGGUCACAUGCAUACACAAUAAAAAUCCUAGUCAUCCUUCCUCACAGUGGUGUAAAAGGAGCAUAGGUGUGUUAUUGUAUGUCUGUUCCCAAACAGUUGAAUAUUUUGGAAGAUACAUGCUGUGUGUUUGUACUUUUCCUUAGUUUAAGGCCACACAUUACUCCUCACUCCCCUGAGUGUUUUCUUCCCUAUUGAGAGAUGAGCUUCAGGGCUGAGACUAGGUUAAAAUAGGCUAUAAUACAGAGGAGAGGCGGAUGUGUUGUUAUUCUUUACUAGGACAGCAACAGGGAGCCCUACCACAUCAGUGAACACUUAAUCGAACAGAAAAGGAAUGUCUUCAUCAUAGUCAUUGUAUCAUAUGGUCAGAAAUUAUUGCAGCAUACUUAUGAUACUAUAAUGUGCACUUAUUAGAAGCUUUUUAAAGAUGUAAAUAAAAUGCCAUUUUGAUAGCAUAACUAUUAAAUGUGUCAGUCAUUUCAUGAUA